AUGGAUUUAAUUACUCGUUGGUUUGAUGCAAUUGAAGCUCAUUAUCAUGCUGUUAAUCCAUAUCAUAAUGCUACACAUGCAGCUGAUGUUUUACAGGCUACAUCAUUUUUCUUGAUUGUCCUACUGUUGCUCACUAUGUACAAGAAGCACAUGCUACUGCAGCUCUAA
Loa loa (African eye worm) is the source of this 168-nucleotide messenger RNA. RefSeq lists its product as hypothetical. The transcript is spliced from 2 exons. Gene Ontology annotation, biological process: signal transduction. The record is from RefSeq and is a predicted model, not a curated record. Gene Ontology annotation, molecular function: 3',5'-cyclic-nucleotide phosphodiesterase activity. NCBI's taxonomy places the organism in Eukaryota, Metazoa, Nematoda, Chromadorea, Rhabditida, Onchocercidae. The coding region runs from base 1 to 168 and encodes 55 amino acids.